Lagenorhynchus albirostris (white-beaked dolphin) is the source of this 865-nucleotide messenger RNA. It is a transcript of the gene GPX4, whose product is annotated as glutathione peroxidase 4. Gene Ontology annotation, molecular function: glutathione peroxidase activity. NCBI's taxonomy places the organism in Eukaryota, Metazoa, Chordata, Mammalia, Artiodactyla, Delphinidae. The record is from RefSeq and is a predicted model, not a curated record. The transcript is spliced from 7 exons. Gene Ontology annotation, biological process: response to oxidative stress.
GCUCGGCGAGGGGAGGAGCGCUGCCUCCCGGGGAGCCCCGGCUGCCGCCGCGAUGAGUUUCAACCGCCUGUGUCGUCUGCUGAAGCCGACGCUUCUUUGCGGGGCCCUGGCCGUGCCCGGCCUGGCCAGCACCAUGUGCGCGUCCCGCGACGACUGGCGCAGUGCUCGCUCCAUGCACGAAUUCUCAGCUAAGGACAUCGACGGGCACAUGGUUAACCUGGACAAGUACCGGGGCUACGUGUGCAUCAUCACCAAUGUGGCCUCGCAAUGAGGCAAGACGGAGGUAAACUACACUCAGCUGGUCGACCUGCACGCCCGAUUCGCUGAGCGUGGUUUACGGAUCCUGGCCUUCCCUUGCAACCAGUUCGGGAAGCAGGAGCCAGGGAGUAACGCCGAGAUCAAAGAGUUCGCUGCUGGCCAUAACGUCAAAUUCGACAUGUUCAGCAAGAUCUGUGUGAAUGGGGAUGAUGCCCACCCACUGUGGAAGUGGAUGAAAGUCCAGCCCAAUGGGAGGGGCAUGCUGGGAAAUGCCAUCAAAUGGAACUUCACCAAGUUCCUCAUUGACAAGAACGGCUGUGUGGUGAAGCGGUACGGUCCCAUGGAAGAGCCCCUGGUGAUAGAGAAGGACCUGCCGUGCUACCUCUAGCUCCACAAGUGUGCUCCCCCGACCCGAGCCUGCCGCCUGUGCCCCUCGGAGCCUUCCACCCGGCGUCCAUGAUGGUCUGCCUGAAAACCAGCCCCUGGUGGGGCAGACCCGAGAACCCGGCGUGCACCCUUGCCGGAGGAAGGUUCCUCGGCCCGGCUCACGGCUCGGCAACCCCACCCCCUGCUGCCUUGUGGGAAUAAAACACACAAUACAAACUGA